This is a messenger RNA of Didymosphaeria variabile, 762 nucleotides long. RefSeq lists its product as uncharacterized. The record is from RefSeq and is a predicted model, not a curated record. Bases 1 to 762 code for a protein of 253 amino acids. The transcript has a single exon. NCBI's taxonomy places the organism in Eukaryota, Fungi, Ascomycota, Dothideomycetes, Pleosporales, Didymosphaeriaceae.
AUGUCUGCAGCGGAUAUUCCUCGUCGCGCCACGCCAGAAAUCCAUGCGAUUAUGUCUAUCGCUAACAUUCUGAAUGACAGGAACACCACAACUCGUCGCGUGGAUCGGAAGUUCUGUGCAUACUGCAAUAAAUGGGGCCGGUCCGAUAACUAUGCUAGACAUAAGAAGUCCAAGAUGCAUUUGGCAGCUGCUCGUGCAGCCGCUGCAUCUGCAGUCUCACCUGCCACAACCCCACCCGCUGUAGAGAAUGUGGAGGCCGAGUCAUCUAAUGCAAAUGACUCUCCCGCUGUAACAGCACCUACUGUAGAGAUCUCAGAGGGCGAACAAUCUGACACAGAUGUUCCCACUGCAGACACGUCGAGCCCAAAGGUGUCCAAACCUGCUAGCCCGGUUUCGCCAGGCACCAAUGCGGCGCGUGAGAGCAUUGCUAGCAAGGGUGGCGUAUCUAAGCCGUCUGCUUCGAAGAAGAAACCCAAGUCGUCUGCUUCGAAGAAGGCCAAGUCAUCUGCUUCGAAGAAUUCUAGGCCUGUUCGCAAGAAGUCUCCCAACAAGAAGGUUUUUACUGAGGCUGAAGACGAGCAGAUCCUUCACGGUUACUUUCAGCAAAAGCCUGAGAAGGAAAUUGCCAAAGAGAUGCAAGGUAAGUCAGCAACUGCAAUCAAGGCUCGUAUUCGAGUGAUUGCAGGCCUGGAGUGGUCGCCUCAGGGUGACACUAAGACCGCGACAUAUCAUCGGAUUCUGAAAGAGUACCACAACGUCUGA